Bacidia gigantensis is the source of this 468-nucleotide messenger RNA. RefSeq lists its product as uncharacterized. Gene Ontology annotation, molecular function: ubiquitin-specific protease binding; misfolded protein binding. Gene Ontology annotation, biological process: endoplasmic reticulum unfolded protein response. NCBI's taxonomy places the organism in Eukaryota, Fungi, Ascomycota, Lecanoromycetes, Lecanorales, Ramalinaceae. The record is from RefSeq and is a predicted model, not a curated record. Gene Ontology annotation, cellular component: endoplasmic reticulum membrane; Hrd1p ubiquitin ligase ERAD-L complex. The transcript is spliced from 2 exons. Bases 1 to 468 code for a protein of 155 amino acids.
AUGUGUUUGCCGAAUCGUAUGCUUACAUUUGACCUAGCUCUAAUUUUGGGCUUUGCCUAUACAUUCGCACAGGACAACAAAUUCAAGAAAGUCUCCUUCUUCGUCAUCAAAUUUCAAGCAAUCUGGCUACCAUGGGCUAUUCUUGGGCUUACACUCGUCCUCGGUGGACCUAAUGCGGCAAUGAGACAAGUCACUGGGCUUGUUGCCGCACAUCUAUAUGACUUUCUAACCCGGAUUUGGCCUGUGUAUGGCGGUGGGAAGAACUAUGUCGUGACUCCGACUUUUGUCAAACGGUGGUUUGGCGCUGACAAGCGCGGUUCAACAGUCAAGGCAUAUGGGACGGCGAUCAGACCUCAGAGCCACACAGCAAAAUUGUAUGACGACAAUAUGUAUAAUGACUCGACUAUGGACAGCGCACUUUUACAAAAUGAUAUUGAAGUCCUCCUUGUCCUCCUUGUCCUGGACUAA